CGUCGUUCUGAUCGAAAACGAUCGGAUCGUGACCAUCCUUUCCCAUCGGCUCAUGGCGAUCAUUUUUCAUCGGGCGGUGAUACCAAUAAGUGGGGAUCAAAAUUGUGCGGCAAUAAUAGUUUGGCUCAAGCAUUUCUUAGCAAAAGCCAAGCGGUUUUCGCACAAUUGAACUCUAAUGGGUCAUUUGCGCAAUUUCUUCAACAAAAAGCACAGGAAGUAGCCUACAUUCAAAAUAGUGCCAAUGUAGCUCUUCUCUCAUCGAACUGUACGCAAUAUUUCAAUGGUCUUGCAGCUGCACAAAAUGCUGACAUGCAAAAAGAACGCCAACAAAGGGUAUAUGAAAAUAUUGGCGCUAGUCUCCUCCAGCAAAUCAUUCCAGCUAUCUUUGGCUAUGGGAGUCAACACCACUAA
Rotaria socialis is the source of this 411-nucleotide messenger RNA. Lineage: Eukaryota; Metazoa; Rotifera; Eurotatoria; Philodinida; Philodinidae. The record is from the annotation of a GenBank genome assembly.